AUGUCACAUGGUAGGACAUCUUUAAAUAAAAGCUCUUUUAUUACUACUGAGUUACCUGAUAUUUUAAAGAACUUAUUAAAUGUACUUCAACAGGAAGUUGAAGUAUCAAAUGAAUUUCUUGUUGAAAUUGAGAUAAAUGUCAAGAAAAGAGAAACAAAAAAAGAUAAUUAUUAUGAUGUUGAUGUCACUGAUAAACCUAUCAAAAAUAAGAAAAAGAAUAAAAAACAUAAGAAAACAAGAAAAGAUUAUUCUAAACUUUCAAAAAAAAAAUAUAAGAAAUAUCAGAGUAAGAAGAAUCAGAAUACUACAGAAAAUUCUAAUUGUUAUACACUUUGCAAAACAUUAAGAACACGUUCUAAAGGUAAAAAUACCGAUGAUUAUAUUAAUGAUAGUGAUGAUCGUUACCCAGAUGAAUCUUUUGAAAAUCUUCCAAGUUUAAAUGAAUCACAACGUCAAUUGUUAAGAGCUUUACGGCGUGAACAGACAGAAAAAUAUAGUAAAAAAGAAAAUUUAAAACAUAAAAAUCAUAUAGCUGUUCCCUGGAAUCCUGAUGAAGAUUAUAAUGGAUCUUCUUAUUUAUCUAAAUCAAAUUUGAUAUCUAAAACUUCUUCAUUUUCUCGUCAUUAUCCUUAUGUUCCUAGAAUAAAUCGUAAAAAAAAUAAGAAAGCAAAAAUAAGAGUAACAGAGCAUGUUGAUUUUGAGGAAAAAAAUAAUGAAAAAGAUAUAUCUAAAAAUGUAUCUUCUAAAAAGAAAAAGGGUAAGAAAAAAAAUAAAAAUGAACGAGGCAACUAUGCUAAUGUUACAGAUGUAUUAGAAGAAGAAGAUGAUAAUGUAAAAGAAAUUCCUAUGAGAAAUGAAAAUAUUUCAGAAGAUAUGUACAAGAUUUUUAAAUAA
Strongyloides ratti is the source of this 894-nucleotide messenger RNA. RefSeq lists its product as hypothetical. The record is from RefSeq and is a predicted model, not a curated record. The transcript has a single exon. Bases 1 to 894 code for a protein of 297 amino acids. NCBI's taxonomy places the organism in Eukaryota, Metazoa, Nematoda, Chromadorea, Rhabditida, Strongyloididae.